Molecule: messenger RNA, 902 nt
Organism: Tilletiopsis washingtonensis
Lineage: Eukaryota; Fungi; Basidiomycota; Exobasidiomycetes; Entylomatales
Exons: 2
Coding region: 332-757 (141 amino acids)
Source: RefSeq, a predicted model, not a curated record
CCUCUUGCGGCCGAGCCGCUCGCUCGGCGCCGAGGGCCCGGGUGCCGCGGCGGCUCGGCACCGGCGCGCGCGCUCUCUCUUCUCACGGCCGCAGCUCUCAGGUGGCGCGCAGUCUAGUGCGGCUGUGACGCGCCGGCACGGCGCGUCGAUGACUCGCGGCGUGCCUGCAAGAAAGUCUGAGUCGCCCGGCCCGGCUCGCCUCCACCGAUGCGCUCCACUCAUCUCUUCUAUCGGCUGGGCCAUAUAAGGCAGCAGCCCGCUGCCGCCGCACGCUACCCCACCACAACUCUGCAAGCACCGAUCUCAUCCUGUCUCAACUCAGCACCACACCAUGCUCCACCAUACGGUACCCAUCGGCGGCCCGCAGUUCGUGCACCCGGCGCUGCCGGCCGCGUCGUGUGCGCCUAGCUCGCCCACGGGCUCGUCAACCUCCAGCUCCUCGUCGCUGAGCGACGCCGCCUCCAGCUUCAGCACCGCCGGCGCCGACGCCCAGGCCCGCGCCUAUGCCGCUUCCGUGUUCGCACACACGCGCGCCAUGUGGGCCGCCGAGCGCAGCAGCAUCGAGCGCGCCCGCCUCGACGGCAGCGCAGCGCGCGGCGCCGCCUCGCCCGUCUCGCCCACGUCGCCCGCUGCCACACCACGCCAGGCUCGGCACACUCGCGGCCGCAGCGAUGCCGCCGAGGAGGGCAGCCCCGCCGUCAUCGGCAUCUUCCGCUCCCUCACCGUCGGCCGCGGCCGUCGGCGAGAGCGCAGCUAGGCGUGACUGUGGUCAACCGCAGCACCCACCCGCAUCUCUCUAGCGUCUUCUCGCUUCGCUCUCUGAGCCUCAAGUCUCGCUCCAAAGCGCCUCGACGGUGCACGCUCUUCUCCACGCCGCGCUCAUCACCGCCGCUAUCGUCUCC